UUCUAACUGAACAUUAUUUGGUUCCUUUUAGUCAUAAUUUAUACUAUUAGCUGUGAGGAUGUGGUUCCAUAAAAUAUUACUGUUUUCUGUGUUCGUCUGUGUUUUGACACAAGAGGAAUCAGACGAAGUGGCAACAGAUUUCGCGCUGGCAUUGGCUCCAUUGGGAGAGAAGAAGAUGAGUGAGAACAUACUGCUUAUAUUGGAUCACUUUAAGCAAGCUGACCCGGUCGGGUUGCCAGGCGACGUGAUCCCGGAUCCAUGCCCCGUGGCUGAUAUGAAGCAGUCCUUGUCAGUGGGCACGCUGUACCUGACGAAUACGUCAGUUUAUGGAAUCAGCAAGCUUCGCAUCUUGCAUGUGAACGCGGAAAUUGAAGAUUUGGCGGUGGAAGCAUCAUUCAGCAUAGAUGUCCUACAGGGCCGAGGCAACUACUCGAUAUCUUCAUGGUUCGGAUCGUCCAAGGGACCGUUCACCGUCGACAUACACGGCUUACAUGUAGUCACUCAGGCCAAUGUCGGCGUGGAACGCGACGGAAAACUUCGAGCACAGAACAUCGCCUUAGCUCCCAGUUUCAACACUAUCUCCAUGAACUUCGAAAACCUGGGCUUCCUCGGAGGAAUGCUGCAGAGUUUCAUCAACACUGGGGGAGCUGCCCUCUUUGAUUCCAGUUUACCAACGAUCCUCAAGGAAGUCUAUCCUAAGAUCAGGGCUGAAAUCAACACCAAACUGGAGGAAGUAGCGGGUGAUUUGCAGUUUCCUAAUUCAAUUUCUCCUUUAGACAUGGUCCUUAUUGAUGUCAGACAUAGAGUGAGUGAUAUGAAGCUGGAUCCGUACAGGGUUAAGGAUUACAACACUACCAUGAGCGUAUUCACAAUCUCCUUGUUAAAUACCUGGAUUCUAGGAGUAUCGUCCUUCCAGAGAGAGGGUAAUAUUACUUUGAGGUUGGAAAACAAUACGGCUGUGGCUGAUUUUGAAAUUGGUACACAGAAGCUCGAAGGUAGGACUCAGUGGGAUAUCUCAGCCAUAGGUGGUAUGGUGUCUAAGGCAGGCGCUGCAGCAUUCUCAGUAGAAUACAUAAGUGCCAGAAUAAUCCUUGCACAACCGCUUGAUACGAGAAAAACUCCUGUGUUCAGGGAUAUAGACUUUGAUAUUGGGAACAUCCAAGUUCGGAUGGAUGGGGCUGGCACCAUAGACUACGUCGUCGAAUUUUUAGUUAAUGUAAUCCCCAAUUUAUUGAGGUAUCAGAUCAUGGAUGCUUUGGAGGGACCUCUUAAAGAGAGAAUACAGCAAGAAUUAAACAAAUUGAAUGUAGAUGAGCUGAUUAAGGAGGAAUUGCCUAAAAUAGAUGAAGUUCAGGCGUCUGGGUUCAAACUGUCAGCUCUCAGAGGCCCAGUGGUAGUCAAUACAACGUAUGAUGAAGAUGAUUUCUUUAAUUUUUAAUCAGUGUUUGCUUAGAUUAUGUAUCAUUAUGUAUAAUGUAUUUAAAUAGAUGUUAAUUGCGAUGAUUGUAUUACUAUGUAUUUUCUGUGUACUUAAUUAAGUAUUCAGUGACACAUCAAAAAUGAAUUUUGUUUUACCUACGUAGCCUACCGGGUGCCUACUUAAUAUUAUAUUCCUUUGUUUUAAUAUUGAAUCAUCAAUUUGUUGUGAAGGAUUUUUAAAUAGAAUUAUAUUUAAUCAAUUAGUUA
Messenger RNA from Helicoverpa zea (corn earworm), 1686 nucleotides. RefSeq lists its product as uncharacterized. NCBI's taxonomy places the organism in Eukaryota, Metazoa, Arthropoda, Insecta, Lepidoptera, Noctuidae. Bases 59 to 1438 code for a protein of 459 amino acids. Gene Ontology annotation, molecular function: lipid binding. The record is from RefSeq and is a predicted model, not a curated record. The transcript has 3 exons.